AGCCCCCCGCCAGCCAUGCUCCGCCUCGCCGCCGCGAGAUCGCGGGCCCUCCUCCUGCCCCGGCCCGACGUCGCCGCCCUCUCCACCCCCUCCUCCUCCUACUCCUCCUACGCCCGCGGCGCCCCCUCCCCCUCCUCCUACGCCUACCGCGCGGCCUCCUCCGCGGCCGCCGCCGAGGAGGCCGCGGCCGCUGCGGCUGCGGCGGCGUCCGGCGCUGGCGCGGAGGCGGCCGCCGCGGCGCCGCCUCCCCCCGCGGCCCGCAAGGGCUGGGUCAGGGGCCUGCUCAAGUUCGGCGUCUUCGCGGCCUUUGCCGGAGCCAUCGGCGGCGCCGGCUACGCCACCCACGCCUAUUCGCUGUCCGAGGUUGACAAGAAGACCCUGGAGUUCAGGAAGGAGAUGACCACCCCGAUCCCCGUCGCGGAGGACGCUUCAGAAUUCGAGAAAUUUCGGGCUAGGGCUUACGAAACAGCUAUGAAAGUUCCUGUUGCAGCGAUAGAGCUUUACCUGGAAAUUAGGGCCAGAAUUGAAGAUCAUGUUGUGGGCUUUACUGAACCCGCAUCAGACAAACUGUUGCCAGAUUUACAUCCGGACGACCAGAAUAUCUUCACCCUAGUUGUUGAUCUGACUGACACUCUUGUAUGCAAUGAUUGGCAGCGUGAGAGAGGUUGGAAGACAUUCAAGAGACCAGGAGUUGAGGCUUUUCUGCAACAUAUGGCAACCAUGUAUGAAGUUGUUGUAUAUUCUGAUCAAGUGCAAAUGUAUGUGGACCCUGUGGUUGAAAGGUUGGACUCAACGGGUCAGAUACGCAAAUUAUCAAGGCCUGCAACUAAGUACCAAGAUGGUAAACAUUAUCGGGAUUUGUCAAAGUUGAACAGAAAUCCUGCGCAAGUUCUUUACGUCAGCGCACAUGCUCUUGAAUCCUGCCUGCAACCUGAAAAUUGUGUUACAGUCAAACCCUGGAAACUUGAAACUGAUGACACUGAAUUGCUGGAUCUGAUUCCAUUUCUUGAGUAUCUUGCCAUAGCAAGGCCUUCUGAUAUUCGGGCAGUGCUUGCUUCCUAUCAAGGUCAUGACGUUGCUAAAGAGUUCCGUAAGCGUAGCAAAGAACUGGAGAGGCACAAGCAAGCGAAGCAACGCAAGAGCAUAUGGCGGCGGUGAUGGAUCUGAUCUGCUGGAAGGACAAAGCUCCAAAUUGACCUAAUCCUAGCUGCGCUUGUUUUUUGUUGGAAGGAGAGCAUAUCGAGACUCCUGUGCAAUUGCGUUUCUAGUCAAAUGGCUUGGUAGUUUGGGCAGUUUAGGUUGCCUAACAUUACGACUGAUAUCAGCACUCAUCCCAUCUUCUUAUAACGAUCUCCAUUUCUUGGGCAUCCCAUUCCCAUGUGAAGAAUAGGCUAUAUGUAUAGCACACGGUCUCUGUUAAGAGUUUGAGACCACGCCACCAAGUUUGCCUUA
This is a messenger RNA of Aegilops tauschii subsp. strangulata, 1452 nucleotides long. Its product is annotated as mitochondrial import inner membrane translocase subunit TIM50. The record is from RefSeq and is a predicted model, not a curated record. Lineage: Eukaryota; Viridiplantae; Streptophyta; Magnoliopsida; Poales; Poaceae.